This is a messenger RNA of Caenorhabditis briggsae, 600 nucleotides long. NCBI's taxonomy places the organism in Eukaryota, Metazoa, Nematoda, Chromadorea, Rhabditida, Rhabditidae. The coding region runs from base 1 to 600 and encodes 199 amino acids. The record is from RefSeq and is a predicted model, not a curated record. The transcript is spliced from 2 exons.
AUGUCUUCCCAAUUCCACGCUUUAAACUUAAUCGACCAGGUUUUAGACAGUUUUUGGGGAUUCGAAAACCAUCAGUCUAUAUACUCUGAAAUUUCCAUGGUUUACAUUGAAGUGACUUCCAGAGAAGUUUGUCAAAAAUUCAUCUGUGGAAAUGUCAAUUUGUCGAUUUCAUAUUUUCCCAAGGGUACUGGAACACUUAUAAAAUGCUUUUCAGAUGAGAAAACUCUAGAAAAUCAAGACUUCCUGACUAUAGCAUUUCAAGAUUUGAAAUUCAUUUUUGCUAUUCAAAGACAGCCAAUUCCAAAUUUCGACCUCCGAUUCGAUGAAUCUGAUUUAUCUGAUUUUGUGGAAAAUUCGCUGGAUAUUCUGAUUAAAAACUUGGAAUCCACGAUUCUGAAAGUCAAACAUUUUCUGAUGGAUCUGGACAAUCAGGGUGAUGCUCUCAAGAUUUUACUGUUUAUUGAUAUGAACUUUAUUGAAAAUGUCACAUUGAUCAAUCGGAUAAAAUCUGAUGAUAAGAAAGUUUUGAAAAUUGAUGAAAUUGAAAAAUCGGAACUAUGGAGACGAGCAAAGAAUGUGGAUGUGAUAGGAUUUCGUUAA